CUCAGGGUUUCACAUAUUCAGUAAGGUUCAACAAGAAUCGUCAGUGUCUUUAAAAGUGAGAAAAAUAUUAAACUCGAACUUCACAAUUGCCAAAGUAGUCAUAUACCGUAUGCUUUUUUUAUUUUUUGCAAGUGAAAUCUUGAAGAACGAUCAAAGUCAGCAUACAAAAGAAGGACAUCGCAUUUAUUCUUUUGAACUACUUUAGUGUUGUUGUAUGUGCAAUUGUUUCGUAUUCUGCCAGAGGAAAGAAGCCCCGAACAUUGUUGCAAACCCAGCAGUGACUCUCUAAAACACCUGGAAAAACGAACUUUGUCUUGGAGUUUAACCCAGGGAGUUUUCAGAGGUCAUUCAUCGUGAAGUGUGCAGCAAUGGAAUGGCUGAGAGGGAUUACUCUACUAUGUAUAGUCCAAACAGUUGUCACAAUGGUCAUCCCAAAUUCUACCCACUUGGAGUCUCUGUUGGAAAAGUACAUGGACAAGGAUGAGAAGUGGUGGAUCUCCAAGCAGAGAGGGAAAAGAGCCAUCACUGAGAGUGACAUGCAGGUCAUCCUGGAUCUUCAUAAUAAACUGAGAGGUCAAGUGCAUCCCUCAGCUUCCAAUAUGGAGUACAUGGUAUGGGAUACAGAACUUGAAAGAUCUGCAGAAGCCUGGGCUGAAACCUGUUUGUGGGAGCACGGACCGGCUAGCCUUCUCCCUUCAAUAGGUCAAAACCUAGGAGCUCAUUGGGGAAGGUACCGACCUCCAACCUUUCACAUUCAAGCCUGGUAUGAUGAAGUGAGAGAUUACACAUACCCGUACUCUCAAGAAUGCGACCCAUAUUGCCCCUUCAGAUGCUCUGGGCCAGUCUGUACUCAUUAUACACAGGUAGUAUGGGCAACAAGUAGCCGCAUAGGCUGUGCUAUCAACCUGUGUCACAAUAUGAAUGUCUGGGGACAGAUAUGGCCAAAAGCUAUUUACCUUGUUUGCAAUUAUUCUCCCAAGGGAAACUGGUGGGGCCAUGCUCCCUAUAAGAAUGGACGUCCAUGUUCUGCAUGCCCACCUAGCUAUGGGGGAGGCUGUAGAGAGAAUCUCUGCUAUAAAGAGGAUGGUUCAAGCAGCCACUACUCUCCUCAAGAACCUGAAGAAACCAACGAAAUCGAAAGACAAAGGAUUAAAACAGAAGACUCCAGACCGAGGACUCAUUCCCCGACCUCCUCUACAAGAACGGAAGAACUGGAUAAGAAUGAAGUUAUAAAUACAGAACAGAUGUCUCAGCAAGUUAGUUGUGAAACAAGACUUCGUGACAAAUGUAAAGGAACAACUUGUAACAGAUACGAGUGUCCUGCUGGUUGUUUGGACAGUAAAGCUAAAGUAAUUGGAAGUGUUUAUUUUGAAAUGCAAUCCAGCAUUUGUAGAUCUGCAAUACAUUAUGGAUUGAUAGACAAUGAUGGUGGCUGGUUGGAUGUUACAAGACAAGGAAGAAAGGAUUACUUUAUUAAAUCAAACAAACAUGGAGUACAGUCUAUAGGCAAAUAUCAGUCUGCAAACUCGUUUACAGUGUCGAAAGUACCAGUAAAAGCAGUUACCUGUCAGACAACAGUGGCCCAAAUGUGCCCAUUCCAAAAGCCAGUUACACAUUGUCCAAGAUUAUACUGUCCACGUAACUGCAUGCAGGAGAACCCACUUUUGGCACGUGUAAUUGGAUCACGGAUUUAUUCUGAUAAAUCCAGUGUAUGCAGAACUGCUGUACACGCUGGUGUCAUUCGGAACAAUGUAGGAGGCUACAUUGACGUGAUGCCUGUGGACAAAAGGAAACAAUAUGUUGCUUCAUAUCGGAAUGGCAUAUUCUCAGAAAGGUACCGCCAUAAACUAAUUCAGACAAAGCUUAUUCACAAGUGCUAUUCUCAUGCCUUAAUGUUACCCCACCACAGCUGUUUUGUUAUCUAAAGGUUUAAUUUGGCGUUUAGUAUAGUGCUUUUGUGCUGCGUUUACACUGCCACCUCGGACCUAAGCCAACCCAGGUCCAACUGAUUGCGGAGAUUCUUAUCAUUUUUCACGUAGUGUUUACACUGCUGUUGUGUGCAUAGCAUCUAUAUUACAAUACAUGCUCGAUGACGUCAUAACAACCACUGAAGGGACGACGAGUUUUCCCCUCCCAAAACCACGCAGGCGGAAGAGGCAGAGUGGUAUUACAAACAAACAAUACAGUGUCGUGUUUAUAUUGCGGGACUCAUCUUAAAAAAUAAAUACUUAUCUUGCAGUCUACGAGAAAAAUGGUUAUUCGUUUAGACAGUGUUUGACACAACUUAGCAGCUCCUGACCCAUUUGUUAUGUGAAGGAUUUCACCUUGAGUAAGAUAAGUACAUGUGCUGUUUAUUACUGUAAUAAUA
Molecule: messenger RNA, 2368 nt
Organism: Polyodon spathula (Mississippi paddlefish)
Lineage: Eukaryota; Metazoa; Chordata; Actinopteri; Acipenseriformes; Polyodontidae
Gene: crispld1b
Product: cysteine-rich secretory protein LCCL domain containing 1b
Exons: 14
Coding region: 369-1925 (518 amino acids)
Cellular component (GO): extracellular region
Source: RefSeq, a predicted model, not a curated record